Messenger RNA from Triticum turgidum subsp. durum (durum wheat), 648 nucleotides. Lineage: Eukaryota; Viridiplantae; Streptophyta; Magnoliopsida; Poales; Poaceae. The record is from the annotation of a GenBank genome assembly.
AUGGCGAUGGCGCCGCCGCGUCUGCUGCGGGGCCUCAUCGCGCCGAUGUCGCCGGCCGACUGGCUGCCCUGCCACCUGCAGCUGCUGGCCUCGUCCGCCUCCCUCCUGCACCGCUGGUGGCUCCCCUCGCUCGCGCGCCUCCGCUGCCCCUCCUGCUCCGACGGAUUCAAGCUCUUCCUCGUCCUGCUCCUCUUCUCCGCCGCCCUCGCCGAGGUCCGCUUCGUCGCCUCCGCCUCCAUGGCGCCCACCCUCCGCCCGGGCGACCGCGCCGUCGCAGAAAAGGUCACCUACAUGUUCCGGAAGCCGUCUGCCGGGGAUGUAGUCUUCUUCAGGGUGCCCGCCGCCCUGCAGAAUUGCGGCGUAAAUAAAGAUGUUGUAUUUAUUAAGAGGGUUGUUGCCACCCCUGGAGAUUUCAUCGAGGUCCGACAAGGCCAGCUUAUUGUUAAUGGUGUUGCACAGAAUGAACAUUACACCGCACCCCAUGGUGGGUCGUACACGAUGGAAGCCAUGCGCCUCCCUGAAGACCAUGUAUUUGUCAUGGGUGAUAACCGCAAUAACAGCUGCGAUUCUCGUGCCUGGGGACCUCUUCCUAUCAGCAACAUUGUUGGGAGACACAUUAUGUCCUUUACAAGAUCCUCUCUCCAAUAG